Armigeres subalbatus is the source of this 1007-nucleotide messenger RNA. RefSeq names its product brachyurin-like. The record is from RefSeq and is a predicted model, not a curated record. Gene Ontology annotation, biological process: proteolysis. Bases 30 to 920 code for a protein of 296 amino acids. Gene Ontology annotation, molecular function: serine-type endopeptidase activity. NCBI's taxonomy places the organism in Eukaryota, Metazoa, Arthropoda, Insecta, Diptera, Culicidae. The transcript has a single exon.
UUGUGAUCGCGAAUACGUCUCACGUGAACAUGAAGCUAAUUGGUGCCGUACUAACGGUCCUGGCUUUGGCCAGCGCAUCUGUAAUUGACUUCCAGUACACGAAACGCGUAGAAGAUCUGGACAUCUUUUGGGAACAGCUGGAUCCUCAGCUGCAAGCGUUGCGACCAUCCCCCGAUGGGCGUAUUGUCAACGGUCAGGAAGCGCAGCCCAACCAGUUCCCGUAUCAAGCUUUGGUACUAAGCUUUUUCGAUGGUGGCAACUCGGGAUUAUGCGGUGGCACCAUAUUGACUGCAAAUUUCGUUCUGACUGCAGCCCAUUGUGUACAAAUAGGAACCGUAGCCACUCACGGUACAGUGGUUUUGGGAGCUCACAACCGUCAGGUCGUUGAAGCAACUCAGCAGCGAUAUAGCUUCGACCAAAUCAACGUUCAUCCAAGCUACAUUGCAUCACUGCUGCGUAACGACAUCGCCACGGUACGACUAUCUGCGCCAGCCGUGUUCAACGCAUUCGUUCAACCGAUUGACAUCCCGGCCGUUUCGGACACAAGAACGUUCGCUGGAUUGACUGGCAUCAUUUCCGGAUUCGGACGUACCUCCGACGAAGAUGGAUCCCCUGCCAGCGAUGUGGUGAUGUUUUCAAGCAAUCCAAUUUUGACCAACGCCGAUUGUGUUGCUUCGUGGAAUUCCAUUAUUAUUGGGGCUCAGAACAUCUGCUUGUCUGGAGCUGGUGGGCGCUCUGUUUGCAAUGGAGACUCUGGUGGUCCGCUGGCCGUGCAGGAUAAUGGCCGCAGCCUGCAGGUUGGUAUUGCUUCGUUUGUUCACGCGACCGGAUGUGCCUCGGGUAUGCCUUCUGGAUUCGUUCGGGUGUCCCACUAUCUGCAAUGGAUCGCUGAGAAUAGUGAUGUUGUGCUCGGAAAUUAGGAGUGAAUAAAAUUAUUCAAAACCCAGAUUAAAUCUGCAGCUUCUUUGUACCUCAGACAUGUUAGAAUUAAAAAUAUUACUAUCAGA